Molecule: messenger RNA, 2042 nt
Organism: Dothidotthia symphoricarpi CBS 119687
Lineage: Eukaryota; Fungi; Ascomycota; Dothideomycetes; Pleosporales; Dothidotthiaceae
Exons: 3
Coding region: 183-1946 (587 amino acids)
Source: RefSeq, a predicted model, not a curated record
AUGGAUCUGCUGUCUGUUCGGAGGGCCCGAAUGGCUUAUUCCUCCUGCAUACCAUGAAUCCACUUUGAUAUCCUACGAUCGAGGACGAGACUACAAAGCUAGCCGAGACGCUCGCACUCCCGAGUGGCAUACUGAACCACAUUCUUCCUAUCUUUGCUGAGUUCUCCUAAACUCGAGCCAUUAUGUCGUUCUAUCCAACCUUGAGGCCGAAGAAGCGCAUCGUAAUUUGUUGCGAUGGCACGUGGCAAUCCUCCGCUCAUGGCCAUCACAACGUACCCUCCAAUGUGGCAAAAAUCAGUCGAUCUAUCGGGAAUUGGUACAUUGAUGAGAACGAAUUAACAGCACCUCAAAUCGUAUACUACGAUGCUGGUGUCGGCACUGGAAUGGGGUGGCUGGACCAGAAAUGGGCCGGUGGUUUCGGAGAGGGUCUUGAUGAGAACGUGUGCGAAGCAUACAAUUUCAUUGUUAACAACUACACCCCUGGCGAUGAACUCUUCUUCUUUGGCUUCUCUCGUGGCGCAUACACUGUACGUGCGUGUGCCGGGUUGGUGUGCCGCGCCGGUAUCUGCACACCCAGUGCCAUGGCUCAAUUCUGGGAAAUGUAUGCCAAUUACAAAUCCUGUGACCCUACGAAACCAAUGGACGAGAGUUUGUGGGGCCAGGAAUGGACUGGAAAGCCAGAGCAGUACACUAUCAAAGUCAAGGAUCACGACAAACAAUUCUCCAAGGGCGCAGGCUUCGACUGGCUUUCCAAGGCAGAGAAAAACGUUACCAUCAAGGUCGUUGGAGUGUGGGAUACGGUGGGAAGCCUGGGAUAUCCCGACAACAUGUGGGUAGAUGUCUCUGCCAGGAACAAACCAUACGGUUUCCACAACACAAAUAUCCAUCGCCAGAUUGAGAACGCGUUCCAUGCUCUGGCGCUUGAGGAGCACCGCCAGCCCUUCAGCCCGACGUUGUGGUCGCUUCCACCCGGCAGCAAGACCAACCUCAUUCAAUGCUGGUUUCCAGGCGUACACAUCAACGUUGGUGGCGGCAGCGGCGACGGACUGAAACCAGAUAGUAAAGGCGAUCUGGAAGUCAUGAGUAUUACAACUUUCUUCUGGAUGGUCGAUCGCUGCUAUCCUUUCCUUCGAUUCCAAGUCGAUCCAAAUAUCGUCUCGGACUAUCAGAACGCAUUGAACAAACUUACGGAAAAGUCGUUGAAAGCAAAAGAUGCUAAAGGUCAGGCUUAUGGCGGCUGGGGUAUCGGCCCUGUCGUCGACAGUUAUGCCGAAGAGGCCUACAACAAGGUUAUUGGAUCUGCGACACGCACUCCGGGGCACUAUUUCCUGAAUAAAGUUGACGACAACCCUGAGCAUAAGGACGACCCUGAGCAUAAGAACAACCUUGAGCAUAAGGACAAACCUGAGCAUAAGGACAGCCAUGAGCAUACGCACCAACAGACGAACGAGUACAUGCAUCCUGUGGUGCAUCAUGCAUGGGAGAAAUCCCAAGACAUGCCCAAAGCGUUGGAGGGAUUUACACGCACAUCCCGCGGUCCAGGCAAAGGGAACGAUUGGAUCAAGAUAUAUGAGCCAGCGCAGCCAGGUAUCAUCAAGCGUGGAUGGUCGUACAUACGCGGAACUGCGGCGCCGUCCAAGAGCGAACAGGAUCUCGUCUCGAUUCCCGAGUUUGUUAUUCCCGCGGAAGGCUACAGCGAUAAAACCAAUCGGUACUGGCAACCAUGGGAGCGUAAACUCGUCCAGCAUUCCCUUGCUCGUGUACAGGGCUUCAUAGAUCAGACAGAGAGGGAGACGCGCGCAGACUUGAAAAAUGAUGUGGAAGGUGCAAGGUUUCUAGCGAAACUGGAUGAAGAGAACAAAGAUGUGAAAGAGCUGCACCUAUGGAAGGAGUCCGAAGUGACGAGCAGCAAUCCCAAAUACCAGCUCCCAGAUUCGGGAUGGUAGAAAACGACGGAUCGCAGGUAGUUGAUUAGUACAACAAUGUUUCCAUACCACGGAUCACAUCAGAAAGAAACCAUUACCGCUAGACAGUAACACCCU